Molecule: messenger RNA, 1113 nt
Organism: Phycomyces blakesleeanus NRRL 1555(-)
Lineage: Eukaryota; Fungi; Mucoromycota; Mucoromycetes; Mucorales; Phycomycetaceae
Exons: 7
Coding region: 1-1113 (370 amino acids)
Cellular component (GO): nucleus
Molecular function (GO): protein binding
Source: RefSeq, a predicted model, not a curated record
AUGACCAUUCCAGACUUCCAACCUAAUCGUUCUUCUGCAAAUUCCACUAUAGACAACUCUGUUGAAAACAGAUCUCAAAAAAAGAUCUAUCGUCAUGAUGCUCCUUGGCCAAUCUAUGCACUCGAUUGGAGUAAUGUACCAACUGAACAAGAAGCAUUUCGAUUAGCAAUGGGCAGUUUUGUUGAAGACAGCACCAAUAAAGUAUUAUUACUAUUAUUUGAUUAUGGUGAAAAAGACUUUAUACCCCUGGCAGAAGCUGACUCACGCUAUCCAGUUACUAAAGUACUCUGGGAGCCAUGGAAGGAUAACAAAGGGCGACAAUCAGAUCAUAUAAUGUCUUCUUCAGACAAUCUCAGGCUGUGGGAGUUGACCGAAAAUAUUCUCUACAAUCAAAAUACGAGCAGUACUAUUGGUGAAUUUAGUGCACCAAUCACUUCUUUUGACUGGAAUGAAUUGGACCCUAACAUUAUUGUCACCUCCAGUAUUGACACUACAUGUACCGUGUGGAACGUAGAAACCUGCCAGGCAAAAACCCAACUUAUUGCUCAUGACAGAGAUGUAUAUGACGUUGCGUUUAUGCAUGGUUCAGCAGAUGUAUUUGCUAGUGUAGGUGCAGAUGGAUCUGUACGACUAUUUGACAUGCGAGCAUUAAAUCAUUCAACAAUUAUCUAUGAAGCACCUCUUGUACCUGAUGGGUCACAGCCUUUGCUUAGGAUCCAAUUCAAUCGAAUUAAUUCAAACCUUUUGGCCACAUUUCACAUGGACUCAAAUGAUGUUCAGAUCCUGGACAUCCGUUAUCCAACCGUACCUAUUGCCGAACUCACUCGCAGGCACAAAAGAAGUGUCAAUUGUUUUGGGUGGGCACCACACGACGCAAAACACAUUUGUACAGGAGGUGAUGAUUCACAAGUAUUGGUAUGGGAUACUCGAUCUACUAUCAAAACACCAAUUGGCGAAAAUAGUAGUAUGGAAAGACCCAUUCCACAUAUAAUCCAGGACCCUGUUUUGGCAUACACCGCAGAGUCGGCAGUUCAUUCCCUGAGUUGGAGUCAAAGUAUGCCAGCCUGGAUUGCGGUUGGAUUUGGCCGUACCAUUCAGGCUCUUUUGGUAUAA